AUGGGCGAACUCCCGGAACCCCUCGGGGCUGACCAGGUACUGGUUUUGCACAAGCCCGGUCCGCUUCGAGCUGCUCGCGCCUCUCUGAGAAAACUCCCGCCAAAAAGGACGCGAGUCGAAGACGCGUCGCAGGGCAUCGUCGUCAUGGCGUUUCGCAGCGCCGUGGGCUGCCGUGACAUUGUCAUAUGCGAGCCUGCUCUCGCAGGGGUUCGCGUGAGCAGAUAUAGGGAACGAAAGGCCAGCCGCGAACGCGAGGCCGGAACAGGCUGCUGGCGGUUCCUAUCUUUUCUCGUCCGCCAGACCCGAAGGCUUGGCUUCUUCCGUCCGCCAGCCUGCAAACAAUCUGUUCCACCACCCUCUCGCACGACGCCGCAUCCAUUGGCCCUUGACCUCUUCAGCGUUCAAGAUGUCAUUCCGGCCAAUGUUCCAGCGGCGGACCGUCGCUCCCAUCGCCGCAACCCUCCUGGCUGGAGGUAUCGCCGCAUAUCCCAGGACUGCCUUUGCAGAGGCCCCGUCGGAAACGAUGUGUUGUCGACGCAGAGAAAACCCAUCUACGACGACUAUCCCUCGGAAAACGCAUCCGAAGAGAAGCAGCAAAUACCUAAGCUGUCCCUUCCUUCUUCUACCUCCCCUUCUGCCCCGUCCUCGCCACAGGACUCUCCGACUCCCACCGACCUUCUGACGGCGCAAGUUCGGCGGGCUCGUCUGUUCCUCUACCGACAGUCUCUCGCGGCGGAGACCAGCUUCAACGACUUCCUGUCUCGCGUGCUCCGCAUAGAGAACGCCUUCACCGACACGGUCGCCUCGCUUGCGCCCUCGCCCGAGUCGGGCGAGCGUCUUCUUCCGGGCAGCAUCUAUGUCAUUGUGUCGGCCAUGGCCGGGUCCAUCGUGGCCCGAAACCGCGGCAUCUUCCUGCGCACCACCACCCCGCUUGCCUUCGGCACGGUUGCGGCGUGGACUCUCCUUCCGGUGACGAUGCGCAACGUCUCUGAUCUGAUCUGGGAGUAUGAGAAGAAGGUGCCCGUCGUGGCAGACAACCACCUUCGAUUCCGGAACUUCGUGGAGCACACCUACACGACGGGCGUGGCCCACAGCAAGAUGGGACGUGCUAUGCUCGAGGAGAAGAUUGGGGAAGUUAGAGAGAAACUGGAGGAGUGGGUGAGAAAAGGCCGAUGA
Molecule: messenger RNA, 1176 nt
Organism: Rasamsonia emersonii CBS 393.64
Lineage: Eukaryota; Fungi; Ascomycota; Eurotiomycetes; Eurotiales; Trichocomaceae
Product: Mitochondrial protein
Exons: 4
Coding region: 1-1176 (391 amino acids)
Biological process (GO): cristae formation
Cellular component (GO): MICOS complex; mitochondrial crista junction
Source: RefSeq, a predicted model, not a curated record